AUGUCGGCCCGCACGCUGCCGCUGCUCUUCCUCAACCUGGGCGGGGAGAUGCUCUACAUCCUGGACCAGCGGCUGCGGGCCCAGAGCAUCCCCGGGGAGAAGGCCCGCAAAGAUGAAUGGACAGAUGUGGACAGGAAACGAGUUAUGAAUGAUAUCAUCACAACCAUGUUCAAUAAAAAGUUUAUGGAAGAGCUGUUUAAACCACAGGAACUCUAUUCCAAGAAGGCCCUGAGAACAGUGUAUGACCGGCUGGCUCAUGCUUCAAUCAUGAGGCUGAACCAGGCGAGCAUGGAUAAGCUCUAUGAUCUUAUGACUAUGGCUUUCAAAUACCAAGUUCUGCUCUGUCCUCGACCCAAAGACAUACUGCUAGUCACUUUCAAUCAUCUGGAUGCUAUCAAGGAUUUUAUACGAGACUCCCCUAAUAUUCUUAACCAAGUGGACGAAACAUUUCGGCAGCUAAUCGAUAUGUACAGUUGUCUCUCUGCUGGUGAAUUUCAGCUGAUCAGGCAAACACUCCUCAUUUUCUUUCAGGACAUGCACAUCAGGGUCUCCAUCUUUCUAAAGGAUAAAGUACAAAACUCGAAUGGUCGUUUUGUGCUGCCUAUAUCAGGUCCUGUUCCAUGGGGAACAGAAGUUCCAGGACUCAUCAGGAUGUUUAAUUGCAAUGGAGAUGAAGUUAAAAGGGUUGAAUUCACCAAUGGUGGAAAUUAUAUCAGUCCACAAAGGGAAGGUUCAUUUGAUCUUUAUGGAGACAGAGUGCUUAAACUGGGGACAAACAUGUACAGUGUUAGUCGGCCAGUAGAGACGCAUAUGUCAGGAGCAUCCAAGAGUUUGGCAUCCCACACAAAGGAGAAUGCAGCCCCUAACCCUCUUGCUAAAGAAGAACUGAACUUUUUGGCUAGACUAAUGGGAGGCCUGGAGAUCAAGAAACCCAAUGGCAGUGAGCCGGGAUUCCGAUUAAACCUAUUCACAACAGAUGAGGAAGAAGAACAUGCAGCAUUGACCAGGCCUGAAGAGUUAUCUUACAAAGUUAUCAACAUACAAGCAACCCAGGACCAACAGCAGAAUGAGGAGCUGGCUCGAAUCAUGGGAGAGUUUGAGGUGACAGAUCAGCCCAGACAGAGCACAAGCAAGGGAGAUGAUUUACUGGCUAUGAUGGAUGAAUUAUGA
Molecule: messenger RNA, 1170 nt
Organism: Emys orbicularis (European pond turtle)
Lineage: Eukaryota; Metazoa; Chordata; Testudines; Emydidae
Gene: OSCP1
Product: organic solute carrier partner 1
Exons: 11
Coding region: 1-1170 (389 amino acids)
Biological process (GO): transport
Cellular component (GO): cytoplasm; plasma membrane
Source: RefSeq, a predicted model, not a curated record